UGUAGAGAUUUUUCUGUCAAGAAUUGUAUUACUGUGCAGUAAAGAAGGUUAUUUCCAUAGCAACAUUAUCAGUUCAGAAGCAGAACGCUGAGAUUUUGAGUGCACAAGACUAGAAAUGCCUUUCUAAUUUUAAGUCAUUUAUCACUCCCCAUCCCCAUUCAGUGAGAAAUUUACAUCUUCAUGCACCUGUUAGAUAACUUGGUUUGUUACGGUUGUUUUUAGACUGCUGCAGCUAAAAGCAAAACCACAUGAUGCCUUUUCAUCCUCCUUUGUAAAAUUCCUCCAGUUAUUAUUAUGUUAAGGGUAUUUUAGGACAACACAGCAAGAAGAUCUGUGUCUAAAGCUGGUCACAGUGCUCAUAAUAAAAUUGUUUUGUGAAGUCUACUUGGAAGAGAUUACAGCCGGGAGACCUCAGAUCUCAUGUUGCUUCAGGAUUCCAUGGAUUCUUGCAUUUUUAGAGUUGCUCCAAUGGAUAUUUUUUGCACUUAUUGAAUCUUUACUUAUGGGAAAUUCUUUGCUUUACAUUCCGAACUAAUAAUGACUGAGUCAUGUGAUUGACAAGGGACUUGACUGGUCUAAAAAAAGAAUUUUUUUGGUUGACCAGUUUAUGACUUGAGUCCCCUUAAGAAAAGCAUGCUUGGAUAGUGGCUGGCACAGAUACCAUUUCCUUUCAGUAAGACUGUGGAAGACGUGGCCACUUGAAAUCUGAAAAUGAGUGCACCAUUACUUCCCAACAAGUCAUGUUACAAUCUAUUACAGACCAACAGAAAUGAGAUGAAAAAUAACAAUGAACACGUGUCUGUAGGAGACACAAAUGCCAAUCAAAUCACAUCGGAGGUCAGAACCCCUGGAACAGCAAUAAGGACAAGAAAUAUUUCAGGAGAAUCUGCUUGCUUACACACCAGUAAGCAAGAAACCAACAGACAGUUAGACUCUGAGAGGAACAAUCUUCAGGGCAUCACUGGUGAAUCAGAGUUUAUACUAUCUUCUACCAUCAGCAAGAAACUGCACACAGAUUGUAGGCCCGAAGGGCUUAAGGACACUUCAAAGCUAGUCACUAUUAGCCGAGGACACAGUUUGUCCAACCUGAGGAUCAACACAAGUGAUAACUUUUCAGUGGUACUUUCAAAAAGCGAUGCUGAUCUUAUUCAGUAUGUUUCAAAGGAAAAAACGCCUAGAAGUAUUGAGCCAGAAGGAAUAAAACGCCUCUCUUUGGGGAGAUCAAGAAAACUUAUGGCUAAAACAGAAAAAGAAUUUGUUGGUCGUGUAUCAGGUAAACGCUUACUUUCGGUAUCCUUGGAUUCCAUCAACACGUCACAUCAUUUGAGUGGGGACAUAGAGAAAACUCAGAAAACAUCAAGAGACCAUUUUCUAGGUAUGGUGUUCCAUCCAACUGAUGGUGUGUCAGAAGGAAAAAUUGUACCUUAUUCUAAAUAUUCGUCUACCUCAGAAAUGGAAAGAGCAAGUGCCCCAGCCAUACAAUCAGGGGUGGAUAACGUACCAAAUGCCAACAAACAAGGCCCUCCACAUCAUGCUGUUCUUGACCUCCAUUUAACUGUUAAAUCCAAUGAACUUCGGAAAUCAGAAGCACAAAUUGACCAUCAAAGUGAUAAGAGAGGAAAAGGGGAGGUGAAGUGUCCUCUGUCUUCACAGUCUAAGCGUGUGGGUGAGCAAAAAAUAAACAAGGUUAUGUUAUUUGAAUUUCUUGGAUGCCCAGCAGAAGAAAAUAAUGUUGUGGUACAGAAUCAAAAGGAUACGGAGACAGAAAUACACAAGACCAAAUUACAUCAGUUGCCAAAAGAGGAUCUGUUUUUAAAUGAAUGUUUUGACUCUGUUAAUGGAAGUCUGAUAAGGGAGAAGGGCUCUUCAGAUGUAAGAAAAGGAAAUAAUUAUAGUAACAGCAAAGUAGCAAGCAAAGCGAAUGGGGAAUAUAGAGCUAUGAAGGAGGUAGACUCUAUUUCAGCUCCUGAUGAUGGUACUAUACAUGUUGAUAAAUUGACGUCAACAAGGAAUGAAAACCUACACAUUGGUAGCACAAGUUGUAUUCCAGCAGUUAAUGGGCAUAUGUCUUUUAUGGAUAGCGUUAAUGUGACAGACACCAAACAUCUGAAUAGCUAUGAAAAUAAACAGAUUCUACUCAAAGGACCCAGUGAAGAUGUUAUAAUUGUCCAAUCUGAUUUGGAAGCUCCCAAACCACAAAAUACAGAAAAUAUCUUGGUAAAUUUUAACAUUGUGGACAGUGAUUUAGAAACCACAAAUUUUUCAGUUCAGAGCAAGAAAAUAGUUAACGAAAAGAAAGAGCAUUCAAAUAAUGCACCGGAAAGCUGUAAAAUAAUAGCACAAAGUGAAACUUUUUUAUGUCCCCCAACUCCUUUGCGCCCUUCGGCAACUAUGAAUCCCAGUAGCCACAGCACAGUGUCAAACAGCAGUUUGAAGGAACUUUGUGCACUUCAUGUUGACAAGCUGCCAUCUUCUGCAACCCUACCUCCCACUGAGAGCACCCAGUUAUUUAACUCAUCCCCUAAAGUGCCUAAUAAAACUACAUGUAACAGUGGGAUCCCUAAGCCUAUCCUUAUAAAUUCCAAGGGGCCCCUACCAGCCAGUUACAAUGGUGAGCAUGAGGAUAUGGAGAAACCUGAAGAUAAGGUUGAAACGCCAGCCAUUCCCAAGCCCAAACAUGUGAGGCCUAAAAUAAUAACUUACAUUAGAAGGAACCCUCAGGCAAUCAGCCAGCUUGAUCAGUCUGGAUUGUCUUGCAUGCCCCCUGCUUGUGGGUUGGCAACUGAACAGAAAAUGUUAAAUGAUGGAGACAUUAAACCAAGCAAUGUUUUCUACGAAAAAUUUAAAACUGACUUUCAGAAGCCUCAGAUUUACAGUUCUGGAUUUGUAGUAUCUGGCAUUAAAUCCUCAGACCAUCAGUUUGGUCCAAUGGGUGAAAAGUUUUUCCAGGAGGUUGGAGAAAGGCCUGCGAAAGACAAUUUUUCUCCUCCACCAUAUGCUCACUAUGAGGUGCCUCCAAGCUUUUAUCGCUCAACAAUGAUCCUUAAACCCCAGUUAGGACUUGGUGCUAUUUCCAGGUUGCCAUCUGUGAAAAGCAGGAUUUUGAUUUCCAGUCAAAGGUCUUCAGCAAGCUGCAUCCAUCCUCAACCACCAAUACCCAGUUCAACGCUAUUCCAUCCUGAUACUUCAGUUGAUCUUAAAAAAGGCGCAAGUCCAAAUGCUACAAAAUCGAAUCUUCCAAAGCCAUGUCAGUCUGGACUUCGCCCUCCUGGUUAUUCACGGUUGCCGCCAGCUAAACUCGCCACGUUUGGUUUUGUCAGGAGCUCCAGUGUCUCCUCAAUCUCAAGCAAAUCAAGUGACAGAAUCCAGAGCGAUCAAAGCAAGACAGCCAAUCGUUCAAGCCUUGGAAAUGAAGAGCAAAUCAUUCUCAAGGCAGCUGAACCAUCUAAAGAAGCACUUAAGGGGGUCAAUAGAACUUCACUGCAGGCGUCAAAUAGCACACCAAUUUCCCGCAGGAGUCUCCUUCCCGCACCAAAGACAGGAACAGCACCGGCUGGGCCAAAAAAAGAAGGACAGAAAGAUCAGGAAAGCAGCAGGCCUAUCAUCUCAUCCCCCAAGAGGCUGAUAGUGGCAGCCACCAAGCUCCAUUCACCAGGACAUCCUAAACAAAAGUCUUCUGUUCCAAGGAAUGGAUUUUCUGCAAAGCCAGAUUUGCAGACACGAGAGCCAGAACGGCAGUUCAUUCAGCAAAUGAAGGAUAGGUGUGAUGAACUCGUCAGAAAAUUCAAUUGUGUCCAAGAAGAACUCAAGAGAACCAGAUGUGGCUUUGAUGUCUUUGUUAUAACAACACAGUUUUUCUUUCAGAAGAAUGAAAGUGCCUUUGUGAAAGAAAAGGAGAUCUCAGCUGAGCUUGCAAAUGUCAAGGAUGAAGUUGCCCUCAAUACAGGGAAAUACGAGACACUACAAAAAGAGAAGGAGGAGAUGGAAAAGAAGUUUGAAGGAACUGUGCAGAAACUCACUUGGCAGCAACAGGAGGAGCUCCUAGCACUUGAAGAACGUUUGCAGUUACAGUACAGUGCUGAACUAGAACAUUUGCGUGAGAACCAUCAGAUCAAGCUUGAGAGAAUCAAGAGUCAGCAUCAGGAACAGGUGGAUGACAUUGCAGCAACUCAGGAAGUGGCAGUAUUAGAGAUGGAAAAUAGCCACGCGAUUGCCAUUGCAGAACUUCAGGAAGAAUACGAGCACAAAAUUCAAGACAUAAAGUCUGCUCAUGAGCAAGAAAAAAGAGAACUGGAAGAAAAUUUUGAAAAGUUGCGCUUGUCACUCCAGGACCAGGUAGAUACUCUCACUUUUCAAAGCCAGUCUCUAAAGGACAAGGCAAAACGAUUUGAAGAGGCAUUGAAGAAAAACACUGAAGAACAACUAGAGGUUGCCCUGGCUCCAUAUCAGCAUUUAGAAGAAGAUAUGAAGAGCUUAAAGCAGAUUCUGGAAAUGAAGAAUGUACUCAUUCAUCAACAAGAAAAGAGGAUCAUGGAGCUAGAAAGGCUGGCAGAAAAGAACUUAAUUCUAGAAGAAAAAAUUCAAGUACUACAGCAACAAAAUGAAGACCUCAAAGCCAGGAUUGAUAACAACACUGUGGUGACAAGACAGUUAUCUGAAGAAAAUGCUAACCUCCAAGAAUAUGUGGAGAAGGAAAGCAAGGAAAAAAAGAGGCUGAGCAGGACAAACGAAGAGUUGCUGUGGAAACUCCAGACCUCAGAACCCAUGAGUCCUGUUAAACUAUCUCCAACUUCUCCGACGCGCAUUUAUCGCUCUUCAUCAGGACCCCCAACUCCAGCUAAAGUCAGCACAGUACCAAGAUGACAGACCAAUGCAGCUACUUAAAUAGACUUGGCCCAGAAUAUGGAAAACUGCAGUCCAAGCGAGUUGUUAUGAACUGCAGUGAAAGAUUCGUUGCUGUUCCCACAUGUUCUCUAGUUCCUUAUGAUUAAGCAAUGUACUUUUGUCAUUUCAGCAUCAGCAACUCAAAACUAGCAUAUGAGGUCCAAAAAAAAAUAGCAAUGUAGUCUGAUGCAUGGAAACAUCUUCUGGGAUUAGAGGCAAAAGCACUGGAAAAUUGUUACUUAUCAUUCACCCAGAAUGAUUUCUUUUUCCACAAUAAUAUUUCAGGUUAGUUGCAAAUAGCUCUGCUUACAUCUGUGGCUUUGGUGGGGUAUGGAUUGUAUUGAGAUCCAGGCACAAAAACGUACUCAACAGCCAGAAGGCCUACAUAUACAGCUCUGCAUGUGUAACCGAAGCUGUUCUGAAUUGCAAUUUUUCAUGAACUAAUUCUGCAAAAAGUGCUGAUAUUUUCAAGGCAGCAAUUUUCUAAAAUGUGCCUAAAAAUUAUUCUGAAAGGAAUUUUUUUGGGGGGGGGGGGGGGGGGUGGCUGGGGUCAAAGCUUCCCAGGAACAUUUCUACCCAGACUAGAAAAAAGUUAGAAAAAAGGAGAAGCAUCUUCUAAAUGACCACCAAGUGGUACAUUUUCUAAAGCAGAACACCAGCGACUUUUGAAUUCUUAACUAGUUACUGACUUCAAAAAUGAUAAUUGGUUUUCUACACACAAUGCCUACCAUGGUCACUCAUCUUCCAGGCUCAGUAUUAGAUCUUGCAAUUGUAGUCAGUCAGUUACUUUCUUUCUUUAGCUCAUAAGAGUGACUGACUUUUUUUUAAGGUUUCUAAAUUGUUAGCAAGUUAAUAUAUAUAUAUAUAAAUAUGAACAUAAAUAUCCUCCCCCCCGAACACCAUAAAACCUUUCUUUGUACAGUGACCAUCAAACUUUGGCUGAAAUCCUAACUUACAGUCAAUAUACUAAUAAGUUCGAUUGAAGACAUGAAGUAGUUUGGAUGUUCUUUGACUGUAUUUUGCUCUCUUUUGCAUAUAAAAAACCCCAACUCUACUGACAGAAAUUGCUUCUCAUUCACAGAGAUGGCCAAAGGCAUAGUCAUUCCAGGCAGCUGCUUGUAGCUCAUUAUUUAAUGCCAGUGAAGCAAUUUGCAAGCUGAGAAGGUUGCCUUUGAUCAUUGAUUAGUCAGUUAUGUUGUGGUUGUAUGCAGUAUUGGCAUAUUGAGCAACUUUGUCAGGGAUACCAGAUACGGCUCUAAAAGCAGGGGCCUAAACUUGACCAUUAACAUUGUGCACUUCCACUUAUUCCAUAUUCACAGAAUUUUGUCUCAGUUUAUGGCCAACCCACUGGGUUCAGUAUUUCUGCUUUUCUUAAUUGCCAUCUGAACACUGGUACCCAAAUAUAUAUUUAGUAGUAGCAUUGAAUGGGGUAUUCUGGCUCAAAUGUAGACUGGCUUUCUAAAGUGUAGGAGACAGGAUAGUAAUAUAUUUUGAGAUGAUUCUUGAUCUCAGUGAAAGUAUGAAAAGUAUGCAGCCAAUACCCCUUAUUGUCUUUGAUGUGUUAGAAGGUGAGUUCUAGCAUGUUGUCAAAUACAGUAUGUUAGACUAGACUGUAAAAGCAUUGAUGCUAGCACUUGAAUGCUUGUGGAGCAUAUAUUGCCUAAGUCAGCCUUCCCCAGUUAAAUGCCUCCAGAUAUAUUGGACUGCAAGCUCACAUGGCUCUUAACCUACUUUUUGGGAAUUAAGGGAUUUGUAGCCCAGAAAUCUCACUAAUGCUGCGUUGGGCAAGGCUGAGUUAAGCAAAUGUAGGUCUUGUUAUUUGAUAUCUGUGUGGCACUUUGAUUCUCAAGUAAUGGCUGUGGCUUAGUGUAUAUUUUGCACAGCCAUGGAUGAGUCCAUCAAUUUAAGAACUGUUCAAAGGGCCACAUUAUGUGAGAAAGCAGGAAUAGGUAUAGCGAAAAAUAUGCUAUGACAAAUACUUUGCUGAAGUUUGCACAAACACUUAGUCCAGAAAGUCUGCUUAGUGUUUGGGAAUUGCUGGUAAAGCCUAAACUUCACCUCAAGAGCUAGCCAGCAUUGUCUGAUGACAACCACAGAUUUGGGGCCUAAUUCCAUUGUGUACAAAGUAACAAGACUGAUUUUCCCCCCCUUAGGACUUUAUUUUUGUAGCUGCCUUGCAUGAUACUAUGAUAUUAAGAACAUCUUCUUAGAUUAGCUCAUGUCAUGUUUGUAAGUAACACCAACUGCAGAAUUAGAUUUUACAUAAGGGCAAAAUGAACUGAGAACAGGAAGGUAGAGACAAUGACUUACUAAUGCAAUUUUAUCCACUUUUUAUACUUAAAUGCCUGAAGACAGAGAAUGCCACAGUACGCUUGUCCACUUGUUAUGUUAUCAUUGUGAACAGUGUUGGCUCAUCUAAUCCAUGUUACCAAGACGAUGAUCUAUUUGUUCUUCUAUUGUCCUAUAAGUUAUGUAUCACUCUUUGCUUACAGGCUAUGGAGCUAGUCAUUGACAGAUGAGUGAUUUGUCCAUUGGCAUCUCUGUUAAAGUUGUUUCAUUUCCCCCCCCCCCCCCCCUACACAAUAAUGCUUCCAGCUAUGAUGGGGAUUUCAGCUGAUGGUGGUCAGAGCCAGCCGACAAAAGCUCAAUCCCAACCGUUAUUUCUAUGCAAAUGGCAGUCUAGAAGGUAGUCAUCACCCAUGUAUGCUAUACUGAUUAUUUUCUACAUCCUUAACAACACGGGCAACUUUUUCCUUCUGUAUCAUAAUUCACUGCUUUUAAUCUCAGGCAGAAAACUAUCAUUUGCAUGAUGUUACAUUGCUAAGCAAUACCAAAACACAGAAGGCCCAAUUCACCACCGCCUUUGUGCCACCUUCGCAAACCACUUGUGAAACAUGUUAAACUCAUUUUUGAGAUGGCACAAAGGAUUGAAACAAAAGGCAAUCAUCCCAAUGGAACUGCCAAAUUGCUUUGGCUCACCCAAUGUAACAUCCUUUAUAACUUUCUAUAUGACCAGCUUCCCUGCACUUAUGAAACUAAUGAAGAUACGCAAUGGGGAUAGUCCAACAGCCCAACAAUACUAGUUAUGUGUUACAAGAGUUCUGUACAAAGUUAAAAGAAACUUGUUUUUGUGCAGCUUCCAUUUCACAGCAUUUAAAGCACAAGAGCAGGAUGAAUUAUGUUCUUUGUAGUUCUUGUGGGCAUUUAAAUCUCAAUGCCAGGUGUGUAUCCCUUUUCCUAAUUAGGUUUAAACCAAUCAGCUUGUAUGAAAGGAAGUACAAAAACUAGCUUGGAAAAGCGAUUCCUAACUUUGACUCUUGCUUCUAUCAUUUCAAACUCAGUGUUGGACAAAAUUGCUCCAAGUGUACGGGGCAAAAGGUGCUGCAAAGAUCAAAAGAUUCUUUUGAAUCUUAUAUUCUAGUAAUUGCAGUACUGGAAAGAAAAAUGAGAGAACUUUGCCCAAUGAAUAAGUGGUGCUCCUGGAAAGAUUUAAGAAGUAAGAAAUCAGCCUUGACAGAAUUCUCCCAAAGAAUAGCUAUGGUAUAUUAUACUAUAUUGUACUGAUAUAUUAAAGGAUGCAAUGGAUCAGUGGCUAAGAAGCUGAGCUUGUCGAUCAAAAGGUCAGCAGUUCAGCAGUUUGAAUCCCUAGUGCCACGUAACGGGAUGAGCCCGUUACUUGUCCCAGCUUCUGCCAACCUAGCAGUUUGAAAACACGUAAAAAAUGCAAGUAGAAAAAUAGGGACCACCUUUGGUGGGAAGGUAACAGCAUUCUGUGCGCCUUUGGCGUUUAGUCAUGCCGGCCACAUGACCACGGAGACAUCUUCAGACAGUGCUGGCUCUUGGCUUUGAAAUGGAGAUGAGCACCGCCCCCUAGAGUCAGGAAUGACUAGCACAUAUGUGCGAAGGGAACCUUUACCUUUACUUACUGAUAUAUUAGGUAAGUCUCCCUUCUGCCCCUCCGCCCCCGCAAUAAUUUAUUUUUAAACUAGAAACCUUGACUUACAUUAAGAAUGUUUUAACGUAAGCUUGUGAAAAACAUUGGAGAUGGUUUCACAAUUAAAAAUGUGUAGGUUUGGUAAAUACACUGUACUAGUUGAAGAUCCAAAUGGAAAUAGGUGAGGAACAAGAUGUGUGUGCAUACCCUCCUACUACAUUUAAGAUACUAGAGUAAAACAGUUGCCCUGAAAAGUUAACAGAUGGCCUUUGACAUGACUUGCCGGCAGAUAGUUUAGGGAACAAUGCAAUGCUGGAAGCAUACAGUAGCACACUUGCCAUUCUUUUCACCAAACUGUUCUAUCUUACCUCGAAACCAAGAAUGCAAUCUCAUUUCCACUGUAAUCCUUCUUUUAGGGACAAGCGUGGCAAUACAGUACUACAGUACAUAUCUCUGAGCUUCAAACAAGAUGUGGCAGUUACAAAAAAUUAUGAGUUGUGUUUCCCUGUAUCCACUAUUUGUCUUUCCUGGAAAUCAUCAAAAUUCAUUCUGGCCACCAAAUAUUCCCAGAAAAAAUCUUCCAUAGGUUGCCUAAAGGUUCUUCAAAGUAAUUCAUGAAGAAAAUAAACAGGUAGGGUGAAAUGAUGACCUUAGAAAGAACUUUGGAGAGAUAAGCUAUAAGUCAUAUUUAUCAUCAAUAAAUCAGCCAGAAAUGAACCCAAAGAUAUAUUUUGGAUUAAAGAACCCAAAUCAGGUAUUUUAGGGUCUGCGCUAAUUGCAUUUAUGUCCCAUGGACAUAUGGUAGACCUUCAUGUAAAGUGUCUCCUGCCCACCCACCACCCCACCAUUGUCAGGGGUUUGUGGUCUGAUAAUACAUGGCUGUUUGAAUUAGACGAAAACGUUUGUAUUAUUUCAGUUCCUGUGUAAAGGUGUGUGUAAUAUAUUCAUGGUAAUAAAUAACAUGCUCCAGCAUUA
Messenger RNA from Pantherophis guttatus, 9793 nucleotides. The record is from RefSeq and is a predicted model, not a curated record. Lineage: Eukaryota; Metazoa; Chordata; Lepidosauria; Squamata; Colubridae.